GUUCAUCUGUACUCGCUUUCAAUUGGUUAACAAUUUACGUGUGACAGCCUCAUGAAUUUUGACCAUUCAAGCAAAGUUCAAGUUCGAGUUUACAUUUACCACAUUCCUUGAAUCCUUCACCCAUUUUUGGAUUGGACAGAUUGAAGUAGCGUAUCUAUGCACCUAUAGAUAUUGUUACAAUUUAAAUUCUCCAACCAUUCACAAAGGGCACCGUCCCUCAAUCUCAAAAAUGCCCUCCGUACCCACCCCCUCCAAAGCCGGCAUCGUCGAAACUCAAACCGGCGAUCGUCAUAUCCCCUCAUCAACCCGCGCCGACGGCACAAAACGAAAAGAAAUCAAAAUUCGUCCAGGAUACAAACCACCCGAGGAUGUCGAAGUAUACAAAAACCGCACCGCAGAAACAUGGAAGAGUCGUGGUAGCAGAGGGCCACCCGGCGCAGAGGGCCUAAAGGAUGAUACCAGUACAGUGGGACCUGCAGCCAGCAACAAAAAUGCAAAGAGGAGAGAAGCGAGAAAGAAAGCUGCUGAGAAUUCCAAAGAAGAGAACUGUGAAGUCAAAGGAAGUCAGACUGAUAAUUGGAGGGAUGGGAAAAAGGAUGUUGAGGUUGAGAAGAAGGAAGAGGUUGAUCCGGAGGCGGAGAGGGAAAAGAAAGCAAGAAAUUUGAAGAAGAAGUUAAAGCAAGCUAAGGAUUUGAAGGAGAAAAGUCAGCAGGAUGGUGCUAAGCUACUACCAGAGCAAUUUGCGAAGGUUAUCAAGAUCAAUGAGUUGAUUAGGGAAUUGGAUCAGCUUGGAUUUGACGCUGAUGGCGAGCCGAAGGCCAAGGAUGAUGUGAAAGAUAUUGCGGCAGCGGCAGAGACUUUAUCUUUGGAGGACACGAAGGAGUGAUUUUGAUGUGUUGGUCUCAGUUUGAGCAACAUCGUUUUACGAACGGCGUUAUGUCUGCAUGGGGAAUGGACAAUGGGUGGCAGUUUUGGCGCAUAAGCGUAUUGGGAGUUAUAUACUAUGGGUAGACAGAUCUCAUGAUCA
Molecule: messenger RNA, 1027 nt
Organism: Sclerotinia trifoliorum
Lineage: Eukaryota; Fungi; Ascomycota; Leotiomycetes; Helotiales; Sclerotiniaceae
Source: the annotation of a GenBank genome assembly